Molecule: messenger RNA, 305 nt
Organism: Rotaria sp. Silwood1
Lineage: Eukaryota; Metazoa; Rotifera; Eurotatoria; Philodinida; Philodinidae
Source: the annotation of a GenBank genome assembly
UUUUUGAAGGUUUUAAUCUUAAUAAACUUUUGAUUAUUGAAGAAGAUAAAUCUUGGUGGGAUUGGAAUGCUUUUGCCGUUGCAAUGAUAGGACUUGUUCAAGUCAUUGCCGGAGCUGUUUUAGUAGCCUUUGGUUUGACUCAGAUAGGCAAUGCUUUAAUAUCAGGUAUUUUUAGUUGGAAAGAAUGGGCAAUACAAAAAGCAAUUAGCUUCGGUCUCUCUAUGUUGACUGCUGGAAUUGGAAAGUUUUUGACGGAUAAAAUUAUGGAACAGAUUCAAGAAAAUGUUUAUACAAAAGAUUGUUAA